AUGGCAAGGGGGCUUCUCUGUGCCCUAGUGCUGCUGCUGGCCCUGCGAUGCACCCCUGGGCAGGCGGGGGAGUACUGCCACGGCUGGGCGGGCAGCCCGCAGCGCUGGCACCGCGGCUUCCAGUGCCCCGAGCGCUACGAUGGCCCCGAGGCCACGCUGUGCUGCGGGACCUGCAGCCUGCGCUACUGCUGCUCCUCCAGAGAGGCCCGCCUGGACCAGGGCCGGUGCCCUGGUGACCAGCAGCAGCCCAGCCCCAGGCCUCCGGUGCCAGUGACACCAUAUCACAGCAGCCUCCUCUCAGUGGUGAGUGAAGGUUUUGUCACCGUGUCUAGCCAGAGUUACAGUAGCUCUGGUUUGGGCUAUUUGGAAGAUACCUUUGAGCCCUUCAGCGAGGAGGAAGAAGCCUGCUGGCAGUGAGAGAGUGAACCAUCUGAAUCAUCUUGCUCCACAGAAGAUUUAGAGUGGUCUGCUGUGUCAGAGAUGUUGGAGAGUAUGUCACGGUUGGCAGGCCAAAAUCAUGCGGAUGAGCAGUCUGAAGUAGCGGAUUCUGCAGUUAUAGAAAGAGAUGUCAUGGGAAAAUGGAUUGAUCUAAAAAAUCAAGAAGCUGGCAUUAAGAAAGACAAAUCUGUCAUCAAAACUCAUGGUGAAAUUACUGAAUUAUUAGAUGGAGAACCAGAUGCUCUCCGGUCUUUUUGCACCAUUAAGAUAAGCAAGAUGCGUCAGCAGCCGAUCUCUAAGCAGGCAAAUGGUGGCAAGUCAAGAAAGUUGCAGCAUGGAUUCACAGCAGAGAAGCCGGAGACAAGUGACUUGAACUGCAUUGUUCCUGAUCGGCUAAUGAACAGAAUCCGCCUGAAAAAUACCAGAGAGGCUGUUAAACAGGUGACAGAAGCUCAAAUCCAUGAAUCUUCAGUGUGCCCUGACUGUCAGAAGAAGAAAGCAGAGCUAGCCAAGAUUACCUUUCUCAGACAAAAGAAGAUUCUAAUGGAAAGUGCUUUAAUCCAAGAGAAAUUGAAAGAACAGAUUUACUCCAGAGACGUGCUUACGCUUAUAGGAGAAGCACUCAGAAGCUUUCCCAAACCUUCAGAGGAUCCCAGGAACUUAUGGCAAAGGCUGAAAGGUCAGAAAAUGUAA
Molecule: messenger RNA, 1131 nt
Organism: Gavia stellata (red-throated loon)
Lineage: Eukaryota; Metazoa; Chordata; Aves; Gaviiformes; Gaviidae
Gene: C14H8orf48
Product: chromosome 14 C8orf48 homolog
Exons: 7
Source: RefSeq, a predicted model, not a curated record